This is a messenger RNA of Parnassius apollo (apollo), 675 nucleotides long. The record is from the annotation of a GenBank genome assembly. NCBI's taxonomy places the organism in Eukaryota, Metazoa, Arthropoda, Insecta, Lepidoptera, Papilionidae.
AUGUACAUAGAAGUGGCCCGCAGUUCGCGGCACUACGGUCGCGUACCGGCGGGCGAGGCGGUGACGGACGCGCGCCACGUGACUGACGGAGCGACAAGCGGGCCGUGUCGCGUUCGUGUGUCGCUCGCUUCCAAGGAGCUCACGCUGACCAGUGUUGGCCAGCCCUCGCGGGAGCAACGCUACAAAGUUACCAGGAUGAGGUGCUGGAGGAUAACCACCCUGCAUACUACGGACAGGCACCAUACAAACGGUCACGGAUCUUUAUUAGAAGAGUCCAACAAACACUUCGAGCUCUCUUUCGAAUAUCUCAUUAGUAAAGACAACCUAGAGUGGAUAACACUGCAGACGGAGCACGCGAUAUUUAUUAGUGUUUGUUUGCAGUCAAUAGUGGACGAGUUGAUGAGGCAGAAGAGCGGCAACGGUCCAGCGUCGCCCCGUUGUAAGCGCGGAGGUCUCACGUACCUGCGCCGCGAUGGAUCCAGCCAAGUUAUCACAUCCUCUUCCUCCAGCGAUACUCUAAGUUCAGUUAACGGCGACUCCAUUACAUCGGGCAGUUCGCGAGAGAUAUUUUCCGUUCAGAAACUGACUCAAAAGUUCGCCUCGGUUGCAUUUAAGAGCGGAAAGGAUUGCGUGGAGAAUAACGCGUUUGAGGCGAUAGGAGAUGAAGAACUAUGA